Messenger RNA from Mesoplodon densirostris (Blainville's beaked whale), 378 nucleotides. Its product is annotated as high mobility group nucleosome-binding domain-containing protein 3-like. Gene Ontology annotation, cellular component: nucleus; chromatin. The transcript has a single exon. Gene Ontology annotation, biological process: chromatin organization. The coding region runs from base 46 to 321 and encodes 91 amino acids. NCBI's taxonomy places the organism in Eukaryota, Metazoa, Chordata, Mammalia, Artiodactyla, Ziphiidae. The record is from RefSeq and is a predicted model, not a curated record. Gene Ontology annotation, molecular function: nucleosomal DNA binding.
UUCCAGCCCAUUGCUUUACUUUUUAGCUGCACCAACGUAGUCAUUAUGCCAAAGAGAAAGUCUCCAGAGAAUCCAGAGGGCAAGGAUGAAUCCAAAGUAACUAAACAGGAGCCCACCAGACAGUCUGCCAGGUUGUCAGCGAAACCUGCUCCCCCAAAACCUGAACCUAAACCAAGAAAAACAUCUGCUAAGGCCCUUAUCCUAUGCAUAGAUCCUCACAUUAGCCCUACUGAGAAAGAACUGGCAACAAAAUUUAACAAAGGUGCUAAAGGGAAGAAGGAGGAAAAGCAAGAAGCUGGAAAGGAAGGCAUAGAAAACUGAACCUGUAAACGAGGGAGAAUGAUUUGUCAUGAAAAUUGGGGUUGACUUUAUGUACCU